GAUCUCAACCUUUCAAAAAUCAUCAUACCAUCAUCAUCAUCAUCAUCAUCAUCAUCUCUCUUUUAUUUUCAAAAAAUAUAAAAAAUACAUAUUUCUAUUUUCUUUCUUUCUCCUCCGAAAAAAGAAAUAGAAGAAAAAAUAAACAGCAUUUUCAAUUCACCCUAGAUUUUCUCUUCUUCUCAGGAAAACGCAAUGGCUUUCGCUUCUUUUCUCGGAAGAGUUCUCUUCGCUUCCAUUUUCAUUCUCUCUGCUUAUCAAGAAUAUAACGAAUUUGGAGUGGAUGGAGGACCUUCUGCGAAAGCACUUAAACCGAAGUUUGAUACCUUUGCACAUCGAAUCCAUUCUCAAGUUGGCUUUCAAAUUCCAGAGAUUGAUAUGAAACUUUUAAUUACCGGGGCUAUUGCUCUGAAGGGUCUUGGAGGAGUUCUGUUCAUCUUCGGAAGCUCUUUCGGAGCGUUGCUUCUGCUUCUGCAUCAGUUGAUUGCUACUCCAAUUCGUUAUGAUUUUUACAAUUACGACAGUGAGGACAAGGAAUUCACUCAGCUUUUCGUCAAAUUCACACAGAACAUGGCUCUCUUUGGAGCUCUGUUGUUUUUCAUCGGGAUGAAAAACUCCAUUCCUAGAAGGCAACCAAAGAAGGCUCCGAAAACAAAGACCUAUUAGACGCUGCAUUGGAGGAUGCUUCUUCAAAGAAUGUCUUGGUUUGGUUUGUUUCCUGGUUCUUCGUCAUAUCGGUUCUUCAACUCGCCUGGUCUCAACUUGGUAUUACUCUGGUUCGGAAUUAAUCUCUCUGUUUGAGUUUUGUAAUUUUGUUUUCACUACGCUUAAACCUCAUAGAGUCAAUUUUAUUAUAUUCUAGUAAAUCAUGAUGUAAGGAUCUCAAAGUCUUUGGCAUUUAAAGUUACCAAAACAGAAGAAAACUUUUGCAA
Lathyrus oleraceus (garden pea) is the source of this 929-nucleotide messenger RNA. RefSeq lists its product as uncharacterized. NCBI's taxonomy places the organism in Eukaryota, Viridiplantae, Streptophyta, Magnoliopsida, Fabales, Fabaceae. Bases 193 to 663 code for a protein of 156 amino acids. The transcript is spliced from 5 exons. The record is from RefSeq and is a predicted model, not a curated record.